UGUGUGUGUGUGUAGAGAAGUAGAAGCCACGCCCCCUGUGUGUGUCAAGGUGCUUAUAAGAAGCUUGCGUCCCGCAUCCUGGAAGCAUUCCAUGGACAGAGAGGACGCGUUGUAGUCGGCAUGGCGUUGAUUGACAUGACGAUGGAUCACUUUAACACCAGGCGUAAAGAUGAAUGCGCAACGGACAUCCAAGUGCAGUUCAGCAUCCAGUCUCCGGUGUUGCCCCCUAAGGAGGAAGACGAGCUGGGGAAGUUCUUGGACUUGGAGUUCAUUUUAUCCAACACGCUCGGUUCCGACGUGCUGAGCAGCAGCGCCGACCCCAGCGGCGGCGUGUCUCCGCCGCAGCCGUGCGCCUACGCCUUGCCGGAGUCCCCGGACAGCUGCAGCGGGAGCUCGGGCACCGAGUGCUACCAAGGCGCGGCCCGCUUCACGGAGCGGAGUCUCAUGGCGGAGCUUCUGACGCCCGACGUCAACUUGCCGGAGUGCGCAGACGCCAAGCGGAGAGCCGGGCGGGAGUACACCGAGCUGCGCGCACCGAACCCGGCCUGCCACUACCAGCAGCCGCCGCUGGGAUGCAAAGUGAAAAGAGAGUCCAGCGGUCAGUCUUGCAUGCUGGCCGGCGCAGACUGGAACGUGUACGAGAAGCAGGCAGCUUUCAUGCACAUGGCGCCGAACACCGUGCCCCCCCAGGGACGCACAGAGCCCCACUUCAACCCCCACUACAUGAGCACCCCCGUGUACCACUACGCGCAGCACAACUUCCACGGACAGUACAACAUGCACCCGCACCACCAACCGCAAGGGCUCGUCAUGCUCACGCCGCCCUCCUCGCCGUCCGUGAUGGACUUCUACGCUCCGGACGACGUCAAGCAGAAGCGAGGACGCAGGUCGUGGGCCCGGAAGCGCGCCGCCACGCACAACUGCGAGUUCCCGGGUUGCGGGAAGACGUACACCAAGAGCUCGCACCUCAAAGCGCACAUGAGGACGCACACGGGUGAGAAGCCCUACCAUUGCAACUGGGAUGGCUGCGGGUGGAAGUUCGCCAGGUCGGACGAGCUCACGCGCCACUUCCGCAAGCACACGGGCCACCGGCCUUUCCAGUGCCACCUCUGCGAGAGGGCCUUCUCCCGCUCCGACCACCUGGCGCUGCACAUGAAAAGGCACAUGUAGACUAUUAUGGGAUGUCAAGUACGGUCCUCACUUUGUACAUACCUGUGCAUAUAUUUUUGCUAAAUUAUGUCUUUGAAAUAAGUUAUUGACUGCCUUAACCAGCUGCUGUAGACUUUACAAUUUUCUCUACACUUUUUUUUUUACUUCCAUUUUUCACAAUAAAAGUGCCUAAGCAAUGAAGGUUCAUGUUCCAUUCGCAGGGGGAAAGUAUUUUAUCAUGAAAUAUAUAUAUUUUUAAAACUGCCCCCCACCCCCAACUGCUGUACGAGACACAGAGCUGUACCUCUUUCACUCGACGAGAUUGUAUUUUUUACACAGAAGGGCUGAAAAAUAAAAGUAC
This is a messenger RNA of Dunckerocampus dactyliophorus (ringed pipefish), 1510 nucleotides long. It is a transcript of the gene klf17, whose product is annotated as Kruppel-like factor 17. Gene Ontology annotation, molecular function: RNA polymerase II cis-regulatory region sequence-specific DNA binding; DNA-binding transcription factor activity, RNA polymerase II-specific. Gene Ontology annotation, biological process: regulation of transcription by RNA polymerase II. The transcript has 3 exons. The coding region runs from base 121 to 1170 and encodes 349 amino acids. Lineage: Eukaryota; Metazoa; Chordata; Actinopteri; Syngnathiformes; Syngnathidae. The record is from RefSeq and is a predicted model, not a curated record.